Molecule: messenger RNA, 3831 nt
Organism: Pseudozyma hubeiensis SY62
Lineage: Eukaryota; Fungi; Basidiomycota; Ustilaginomycetes; Ustilaginales; Ustilaginaceae
Exons: 1
Coding region: 1-3831 (1276 amino acids)
Biological process (GO): mismatch repair; nucleotide-excision repair
Cellular component (GO): XPC complex; nucleotide-excision repair factor 2 complex; cytoplasm
Molecular function (GO): single-stranded DNA binding; damaged DNA binding
Source: RefSeq, a predicted model, not a curated record
AUGAAGUCUCCGAAAGGGACAACAGCACGUCGAAGUCGAAACCCUACCAAGCUCGCUCACGACUGGGAUCGGCCAGAAGCUGACCCAGAAGAGGUCUUUGAUGUGCAGUCAAUCUCUUCUGACGACGAAACCAGCACCACUCCGUCAGUAGCAUCAAUAGCAACCAUGCCGUCACGCACCACCCAGGCUGCCUCUGCUCCUACCCGAGCAUCCAGGUCAAAGCAGCAACCGCCCCCCGAGGACAUCAUCGAGAUCUCCACCGACGGAUCCGUAGGUCAGCGAGAUCAAGCUGCCGAUGACAUGGUCAUGUCUGACUUUGAGGACGUCGAUCCAGCAGCUCCUGCUGCAGCUGCCUCAUCGAGGGCUGCCAGCGAGGAUCUCGACAUGGAGGAUGUCGAUUUGGACCCGGAUCAGUCGGCGCAAGAUCUUCAGGACAUGUACGCCGCUGCCUAUCGCGAUAUUCAGGCAAAGUAUGGCGACGGCACCGCAGACUACGAUGGCCAAGGUGGGGAUGACGAUGAUCAGAACGAGCUCGGCGAGGACCCAUCCACAUCGUCCAAGCCCAUACCCAUCUUCAAGGACGGCAAGGGCCAGCAUCGCGGUGUCGAGAUCUCUGUCGGCAGUCGUACCAGCAAACAGACCGACUCGCCGAAGCAAAAGUCAAACAACUUCCUGACCCCUCGUGACCGCCAAAACCGGACCACUGCCCAUAAGCUCCUCGUUCUUUCCAUGCUAGCCCACACUCGCGUCCGCAACAAGUGGUGCAACGAUGCCGAGCUUCGCGAUGCGCUCGCCGACUCGGUGCCCGACUUUCUCAUCACCAAGCUCCGCUCGAUCCAUCCCAAAAAAGUCACUGAACAAAGAGAGAGGAUUCGGAUGUUCGAGAGCUUCCUCUCGGAGCUCGUUCGAUGGUGGUCUUCGCGUUUCCGACUGGACCCCACCAUGGUGGCCAACUCCGCCCUGCGUCAACCUGAUCAGGAUAUUGCUACAGGCGUCAUCCCUGGCUCUGGCCGAAGGGUUGACGGUUGGAUCGUCGAGACAGCCUCAGAGCGAGAGCAGCGCCAUCGACGCGAGCGAAGGGAGCAACAGCGAUACAAGGAGGCCAAAGAGCGACUGUCCCACACUGACAAUGUCGCUGCGAACGGCAGCAAGAAAGGCAAAGGCAGAGCCAGAGACACCAAGUCAAGUGCUUCAGCGGCCACUGCGUCCAAUCCCAUCAAGCCGCCGACAAAAGCGAUGGAGAUUACGAUCUUUGCACCUGGCUCAGCAAUCCGACCCAUUUACCUUCGUCUCCUCCCACCAGCAGAGCACAUAACUUCGCCAGCUGGGCUCAGAGAACGAGCAGAAGAGAGGGCAGGAUCAAGGGAGACAAGUGCCCAACUCUUCUGCGCUCUCUGUCGCUCCAUCGGUAUUCCUGCUCGACUUGUGAUCAGCCCACAGCCUCUGUCAUGGAGUGUCGGCGCAAGCAAGCUCGCUAACACGGCUCAACCUGGCAGUCAAGCCGACAAAAAGCCGAAUCAGCUCCGUGCCUGCGCCAAAAAGUCGACAUCUCGCCGCUUCGCUUCGAAGCCCGUGAACGAGCUCACCUCUGACGAUGACGACUACAAUCUUUCAGAAGCGUCGUCUGCUGCACGCAGUAUGGGUUCACGCAAAGCAAUCAGCAUUGACUCGCUGUCUUCUGCUGACGAGGCGACAACAAGCGAUAACAACAACAGCAGGCGCAGCGGGAACGCCAACGGCUCUACCGACCUCACCAAAAGAGCUGUCUUGAGCGCUGCAGCGAAAAGGUCCACUGACAACAACAGAGCAGCUCGUCGUCGCGGGGACCGCGGUCAACCGAUCACCGUGGAUGAUACCGUCUCGGACGUCUCAUCUGACCGAACGGUCAAAGGCUCGAGCAAAACCAAAGCAGGCAGCAACAAAAGCACGCCUGCCUCAGCAAACGUCAAAGGCAAAGCGAGGCAGGCUGACGCUAUCGACACAGAAGGCGAAGAAAGUGAGGACUACCGCCCAGAGAAGUGGAAGAAUCUCAAGACGCCUCUUAACGUCGAGCACAAGGUCAAGCUCAGAGCCUUCCGUCCCAAGCAGCUGAAAGACUCGGAGGUGGCGGGCGACGACACAACGGCAGAUCCGGUAGAUCUGCAAGCGCCGCCCACCAUGUGGGUCGAAGUGUUCUCAAAGCCGUAUCAGAAGUGGAUCACCGUCGACCCGAUCAGAUCCAUGAUCAGGCCAUCCGGGAAUCGCCACAUGGAGCCACCCGCAUUCGAUCGCCAGAACAAGCUGAUCUACGUCGUCGCCUUCGAAGAGGAUGGCUAUGCGCGCGAUGUUACCGCACGGUACACCAAGACGCUCAACUCUCGUGUCUCUCGAUUGCGACCUCCGACGCGCGCCAAGGGAGAGGAGGAUUGGUGGAGCAAGGUUGUGCGGUCGAUCCACCGACCUCAAAAGCUAGACCGCGAUGCGAUGGAAGACGCCGAACUGCAGGACAACAGUUCGCGUGAACCGAUGCCUUCUUCGAUGAACGGCUUCAAGGACCAUCCGAUCUAUUUUCUCGAAAGGUUCCUCAAGCGCGACGAGGUCGUCUUCCCACGUCGGCAGAUCGCCACGUUCCAAGGAACACCCGUGUUCUCCAAGUCCGACGUUCAGACGCUGCGAUCUUCACGCCAAUGGUACAACGAAGGUCGGGUCGUAAAAGACGGCGAGGUAGCGCUCAAAUUUGUCAAGUCGCGAGGAUACACUCUCGCCAACAAGCGGGCGGAAGAGCAAGCUCGAUCCGAAGGUCGCGAAGUCGCUCAGGAAGGCCUCUACGCCGAGUUCCAAACCCAACUCUACGUGCCACCCGCCGUCGGUGCCGACGGUGUGAUCCCAACCAACGGAUUCGGCAACAUCGACCUCUUCGUCCCCUCCAUGCUGCCCGCCAACGCCGUGCAUCUCGCCUAUAGCGGUGUGGCAAAAGUCGCCAGAAAGCUCGGCGUCCCCUACGCCGAAGCGAUCACAGGAUUCGAGUUCCGCAAGCAAAGAGGUAUGCCCAAGAUCACGGGCAUCGUGGUCGCGCAGCAGAGUGCCGAACUGGUCGAAGAGGCGUUCUGGCAGCAGGAGCAGGAGGACGCGCUGAAGCAGCAGACCAAGAAGAUGGAGAGGGCCAUGAAGAAUUGGAGGAAGCUGAUCAAUGCUGUUCGCAUCGCGAGGAGGGUUAAGGAGCAGUAUGGGGACAAGAUGGUGAAGGCGUCAAAGGAAGGCGGUGGGAAGAGAAAGGUGAAGGAGACGGAGGCGGAGGUAGCGCAAGAAGAGGAGAAGAGCAGGUUCUUCGCUCAGAAGAGUUUGGAAGCGUUGGACGAGGAUGUGGCUAGUGAUGCCGGUGGUGAAGACCUGGACGUCGAAUUGCAAGCGGAGCAAGAAGCGGAGCCUGCGAUCGAGACAGCGAAAUCCACGCCGACAAAGCGCAAAAAGAUCAUCUCGCUCGCACAGCUGGCAUCCACCUCCGCGCAUCCUGACGACGACACCGAUAGCUCAGACGCCAGUGCUUCUCCUCCUGCCGAUGCUUCGCCAGCCAAACGUCCACGUCGAGCCGUUGCUGAAGCUAAAGUUGACGCAGCGGCCCCUGCCAAGCGACCUCGACGGUCCACAUCUGCUGCCGCUCCGAAGGACGAAACUCCACAGAGAAGGAGCACGCGGUCGAGGCAGUCCAAGUCGCUGUACGUCGAGCCCGACUCCGACGUCGAUGAACACGACGAUGCAGCAGAAGCGGCGGAUCAGCCCGAGGCAGAGCACCCCUCGUCGGCAAGAAAAAGUCGUCGAAUCACCGUCAAGCUUACACCCAAGAAGGGUUGA